This is a messenger RNA of Acanthosepion pharaonis, 501 nucleotides long. Lineage: Eukaryota; Metazoa; Mollusca; Cephalopoda; Sepiida; Sepiidae. The record is from the annotation of a GenBank genome assembly.
AUGCUUUCUCUUGCGCAAGGCGCGAGGUACAUCGACUUCCGGAACGCGCCAUAUGCCCAGGCUUCUCUUUUCUACAAUGACCGCUAUUUAAUCAUAAAAGUGUCUGCCUAUCCGGGUUACCUUGUACAGGUGUCUGCCUAUCCGGGUUACGUUGUCCAGGUGUCUGCCUAUCCGGGUUACGUUGUCCAGGUGUCUGCCUAUCCGGGUUACGUUGUCCAGGUGUCUGCCUAUCCGGGUUACGUUGUCCAGGUGUCUGCCUAUCCGGGUUACGUUGUCCAGGUGUCUGCCUAUCCGGGUUACCUUGUCCAGGUGUCUGCCUAUCCGGGUUACCUUGUCCAGGUGUCUGCCUAUCCGAGCCAACCUGUUGGGGCCUCUGUCGAUCCGAGCCAACCUGUCGGGGCGUCUGUCGAUCCGGGUCAACAUGUCCGGGCCCUUUCUCUCACGCUUGCCUCUCUCCGUCACCCUUUAUUCAUUACUACUUUUUUUCCCGUCCCACUAUGA